ACCAUGUGUACAUACACUCCUACACAGUGGUAAUUUGUUUUCUUUCAAGCUCUUGUGUUUACACAGAAAAGGCUAGAUUACAGAUCUGUUUUCAACGAGUUACUCUCAAAUCAAUGGUGGUAAAGGAAGUAAUAUUUCUGUUAACAAAAGAUCAUAGAGGGAUCUUUGUGUCCACCAUUAUAAGAACUUCACAAGUUCCAUGUUGAAACCAGUUAAUUAAGACCUGCCUCAUCAGUCUAUCUACACUGAUCAAUUGCCACGUCGCCACGACACCUGACAGGAAGUUGUCAUGAUGGAAGAAAGAGAACAGGAAGUGGGACUGAAGAAGGACGAACAUCAGAAAACAGACCCUGAAGCAACAGAAAACAUGAUAAGUCAGAAUCAAGGGGGAGCAGAAUCUGACGAUCAGCAAACCGUACACUUGAUAUCUGAGGAAGAACUGAAAACUGUUCUGGAUAAUUUAAAGACCAAACCGACAUUCUGUCUCGUUCACAAGGAAACAGAAAUCUCCCUUUUCUGUAAAUCAUGUGACAGACUGGUAUGUACAUCCUGUUUCAUAGAUGGAAACCAUGGCAACCACAAGUUCUGCAAAAUUGAUGAUGUUGUUAUUACAAAGAAGCGAAAACUGGAUGAUCGGAUCAGAGAUGCAAAGGAAAGCAUGACAGAAAGCUUACAACAGAAUAUCAAAAUCAUCACCAAACAGCGAGAAAAUGUCUCGGACAACUGCAAAAUUGUUUCUGCAGAAAUUGAUGAUAGGAAAGCUGUAAUGUUACAAGAAGCGGAAGCUUGGGGUAUAAAUUUGCAAUCGAUGGUAAGAGAACAUAAGAGAAAACGCCUUCAGAGGCUUGAUGGCCUUCAGGCAGAAUCAGACACAUGUCAAGCAAAUCUGAAACUUUUCAAACAAAAUCCAAACUAUGGUGAAACAAUUGAUGGGAUAAAACUGAUACAGGCUUUGGAGCUCCUCCAAAACAACACAGGAGCACAAGCCAAGGACAAGUCUGAGGCUUCUGAAGGAGAGAAAGAAUUAAUUUUCACAAAAGGAGAGGGAAAUACAGAAAAGAUGGAUAUCUGGUUUGGACAGAUUAAUGGAAUCAUUCCUGUGGACAAUCCGGGCAAGAUAUCAAAAAAAAUAAAAUUCUGUGAAUCAAAAGUAGAUUGCAUUUCUCCCUUGGACGAGAAAAGAGCUUUUGUGGUCACAGAAGAGCUGCUGUACUUAGUGGACUUGACUAAAGCCAAGUACAAGCAGGAAGACCUGGUACCAUUGAUGAAGGGGGUAGUGUACAUCACUCCGGUCACAAAACAGGGCAUCUAUGUACAGCAGAAAGAUCGCACUGUGGUCAAUCGGGUUACAGAAGCAGGUCUAAUAUACCGCUUUGCUGACUUAAAACCUGAGGCCUCUGAUGAAUCCUGGCAAACCAUACGAAUUUCUGACACUGGUAUGGUUAUUUCAAUCACAGAAAAAAAAUUUGUUGACAACCGGCAAACACCCAGGAAUGUAACACUAAAGAUGAUGCAGUACAACAAACAUGGAAUUAGAGAAAAGGUAAUAUUCUCUCAAACUUUCGAACAAAACCACUUUCUCUUUAAAAACCAGUUUCCAGAAAGUGUUCAAACAGCAUCAGAUGUCUACAUUCAGACCACACCCAAAGAUAUUCCAGAGAGUUCAUGUGAACCAGGAAUUCCAGAGAGUUCAUGUGAACCAGGAACUAUCAUGAACUUCAAAGAUAUAAGCAAAACAUAUAAGGGAUGUAUAGGAUCAAACCCAGAACUCACAUUUCAUCCAAAAGGGCUAUGUAAGGACCAGAAUGACCAUCUCAUCGUAUCCGACUACUGGAACCAUGCCAUACACCAGCUCACCCCUGAGGGGAAAUUCCACAAGUUCUUGAUGAGAGAAGAAAAUGGACUGACACAUCCGACUGCUGUUGGUAUUGAUGGCUUAAACUGGAUGUGGGUCACACAGAGGGAUGGAAACAUUCAUGUCGUCAAAUACAUCCCUUAGAAUGUCGAUACUUUCUACAAGGAUUUAGGGGGAUUGUUAGUAUGAACCCAGGGUGGAGGGAGCACAUGACAGGAAAAUAUCAACAAUGCCCCACUUGUCACAACAUGUGACCUUUCCUUUACCGGCCGUUAAAAUAUUGCCUAGGCAUCAAAUCAUGCCACUGAAAAUAUCACUGGUAAUCAUUCUCUGAUCAUAAAAAAUGUCCGUAUAAAGAACAUAAAAAGCGCAUUAUAACAGAACAACAGCAUCUUGUAUCAGAAAUCCUUACACUGAUAUCUAAAUAUCUAUGUUUCCAGGAAGACUACUUAGAUUUUGAUGCCUACCCUAAAAUUACUGGAAACAUAAGAAUCAGGCAUAAAUAUUUUUCUUGGCCUAACAAAAAUUUAUCUAACACUUCAUAUCUGUUUGGCCUCAAUAUAUCAGAUUCAUUUUGCUUUAGGAUACUUUAUACAUUAGUAUUUCAUAUUUUGUUGGCUUUAAGAUAUUACAAAUGGUUUUUGCUGGCCUUUGUAUUCCUUUUCUUUCAUAUUGCUCUUCGGAUACUAUACAUUAAUUUGUUUUACCUUUGUAUUCAAUUUCUUGUUAAAUUAAUUUUGUUUGGCCUUUGUAUUCAACUUCUUGUACAAUCUAUUUUGUUUAGCCUUACGAUACUAUACAUUAAUUUUGCUUGGCCUUAGGUUACGACCUGAUUUUUUGUCCUGAUGAUGUUGCACUUUUUUGUUUGGUUUAGUGUGGUUACAGAUACCUUAUCCUUUGCUUUUAAUUUUUGUUUUGCCUUAUUAUACUACACAUCAUAGUUGUUUGGCCUCAAGAUACUACACAUCAUAUUUGUUUGGCCUCAAGAUAAUAAAAAUUAAAUUUGUUUGGCCUCAAGAUACUUAACUUUAAGUUUGUUUGGCCUCUAGAUAAUAAAAAUUAAAUUUGUUUGGCCUCAAGAUACUUAACUUUAAAUUUGUUUGGCCUCAAGAUACUACACAUCAUAUUUGUUUGGCCUCAAGAUAAUAAAAAUUAAAUUUGUUUGGCCUCAAGAUA
This is a messenger RNA of Mizuhopecten yessoensis (Yesso scallop), 3031 nucleotides long. RefSeq lists its product as uncharacterized. The record is from RefSeq and is a predicted model, not a curated record. The transcript has 2 exons. Lineage: Eukaryota; Metazoa; Mollusca; Bivalvia; Pectinida; Pectinidae. The coding region runs from base 290 to 1999 and encodes 569 amino acids. Gene Ontology annotation, molecular function: protein binding; zinc ion binding.